AUGAAGGGAGAUGCGGACGCUACCCUGUCUACGGUGGCGUCGAACCACCCGAACCUCGUGCCUCUGGUUGAGCAGAUCAGAGACGACCUCGCCGCCAAGCACUACCACGAACUCACGGAGGCGCUGACAUCGCUGCUCGCGUCCGACAGCCUCGUUUGUGACGACAAAAUACGUGUGUUUGAGGCGUUGGUACAUCCCAUUAAGGAUGCGCUCAACACACUGCGCUUCGCACAACUGCUGGCUGCGUGCUCCGAAAACCUAGAUCCGAAGGUUGCGCUAGAACACCUCUGCAAGUACGAUGCCUUCCUCGAAAAGGACUUCGAAGCCAACGUCAUGCACCAAAUCGCAAAGGUAACCGUGAAGACAAUAGGGGCAUUUAUAUGGUUGCAGGCGCACCAUAUGGUCAAGAAUGGUCAGAUUAAGGAAUGCGACGCACUUCUCAGCGACGUGAGGCAGAAAGUCGAGGAAACUAUGAACGUCGACAUCACGGUGCAUAGCGCGUACUACCGAGCCGCUGCUGAAAUGAACAAGGCGGCGAAGAAUUUCUCGCAGUGCUACAAGGACUGGAUCAUGUACCUCGCCUACACCUCCACCAACGAUAUACCCGAAGGCGACCGUGUGGCCAUCGCCGUCGAGAUCACUGUAUGCGCCAUCGUGGCCCACGACAGUUUCGGGUUUGGAGAACUAAUCCACCAGCCCAUCAUUGAGGCAUACCUCAAAGGCGGCGACCAUCAGUGGUUAUAUGACAUGCUGAUCAUAUUUAACGAGGGGCAGCUGCACCUCUUCGAUGAGGCGCUGGAACGACACAGGGGUAAAAUUGUGCACACGGAACUUGCGGGCAGGGAGACCCAAUUGAGGCAAAAAUUGACGCUGAUUGCCCUUCUAAACCUCGCAUUGGCAAAGCCGAACAAACAGCGCUGCCUCACAUUCCAGGAAAUAGCCGAUCACUGUACCAUCCGGAUCGAACAGGUGGAGCCUUUCGUGCUUAAGGCGCUGGCUCUCCAACUUAUCAAGGGGCAUAUCGACCAGCUACAGCAAACAGUCUCCAUCAAGUGGUUGCAGCCAAGAAUACUAGACAUGGGAAAGUUGCAAGGCGUCGCAAAGAGACUAGAAAGCUGGAUUGAGUCCACUAACAACAUCGUCUCAAACUUGGAGGCAUUAAACAAACCCGCCAACGCUACAGCGUAA
Molecule: messenger RNA, 1188 nt
Organism: Babesia bigemina
Lineage: Eukaryota; Apicomplexa; Aconoidasida; Piroplasmida; Babesiidae
Product: PCI domain containing protein, putative
Exons: 5
Coding region: 1-1188 (395 amino acids)
Biological process (GO): ubiquitin-dependent protein catabolic process
Cellular component (GO): cytosol; proteasome regulatory particle, lid subcomplex; nucleus
Molecular function (GO): structural molecule activity
Source: RefSeq, a predicted model, not a curated record